Cavenderia fasciculata is the source of this 1089-nucleotide messenger RNA. It is a transcript of the gene idhB, whose product is annotated as isocitrate dehydrogenase. The transcript is spliced from 3 exons. NCBI's taxonomy places the organism in Eukaryota, Evosea, Eumycetozoa, Acytosteliales, Cavenderiaceae. Gene Ontology annotation, biological process: isocitrate metabolic process; tricarboxylic acid cycle. The record is from RefSeq and is a predicted model, not a curated record. Gene Ontology annotation, molecular function: NAD binding; magnesium ion binding; isocitrate dehydrogenase (NAD+) activity. Gene Ontology annotation, cellular component: mitochondrion. The coding region runs from base 1 to 1089 and encodes 362 amino acids.
AUGUUGUCUAGAUUCAUCCCAUCAUCUGUUAGAAUCGCUUCAAAGAAUGCUGGUUCAAUUAGAACCUAUUUAGGAUAUACAUCUGGAGUUGAUAAGAGAAAGGUUACCAUUAUCCCAGGUGAUGGUAUUGGUCCAGAGAUUACCUCAUCGGUUAUGGGUGUAUUCCAAGCCGCCAAGGUUCCAAUCGAAUGGGAAGUCUUUGAUAUUUCCGGUGGUCAACCAAUCUCUCAAGAGCUCGUUGCCUCUAUCUCUCGUAACAAGGUUGCUCUCAAGGGUCCACUCUACACCAACAUCUUGUCUGGUGCUCAAUCACGUAACAUGGAAUUACGUAAGGCUCUCGACCUCUACGCCCACGUCAUCCCAUGCAAGAAGAUUCCAGGUAUCACUGUUCGUCACUCUGAUGUCACUGUCGAUCUCGUCGUCAUUCGUGAAAAUACUCAAGGUGAAUACAGUGGUCUCGAACAAACUUUGGUUCCAGGUGUCGUCCAAUCUUUAAAGAUCAUCACCAAGGAAGCCUCUACCCGUAUUGCUCACUAUGCUUUCCAAUAUGCUAAAGCCAACGGUAGAAAGAAGGUUACUUGUAUUCACAAGGCAAACAUUCAAAAAAUGACUGACGGUUUAUUCUUGGAGACAUGUAAACAAGUUGCCAAGGAAUACCCAGAGAUUACUUUUGAUGCAAUGAUUAUUGAUAACUGUUGUAUGCAAUUGGUCAUGAAGCCAGAGCAAUUCGACGUCAUGGUUACACCAAACUUGUACGGAAACUUGGUUACCAACGUCGGUGCCGCCUUGAUUGGUGGUCCAGGUUUGGCUGCCGGUGCCAACGUCGGUGAGAGAGCUGCCAUCUUUGAAAUGGGUGCCCACCACGUCGCUGCCGAUAUCGCCGGUCAAGACAAGGUCAACCCAACCGGUUUAUUAUUCGCCUCUUCAAUGAUGUUGAAGCACAUGCAAUUGAACGACUAUGCUGAAAAGAUUGAAAACGCUGUCAACAAGGUCAUCAGUGAAAAGAAGAUCUUGACUGCCGAUAUGGGUGGUAACGCCUCUACCAAGGAAUUCACUCGUGCUGUCAUUGAUACUAUCGUUCAAAACUAA